This is a messenger RNA of Falco peregrinus (peregrine falcon), 1261 nucleotides long. Its product is annotated as histone H3.3A. Bases 280 to 690 code for a protein of 136 amino acids. The record is from RefSeq and is a predicted model, not a curated record. The transcript has 4 exons. Gene Ontology annotation, molecular function: DNA binding; structural constituent of chromatin; protein heterodimerization activity. Lineage: Eukaryota; Metazoa; Chordata; Aves; Falconiformes; Falconidae. Gene Ontology annotation, cellular component: nucleosome.
CAAUCAGCGCCGAGGAACCGGAGCACGGCCUUUGUGUGUUGUGACGCCACGGCGCCGGCGGAGGUCCCGGCCAAUGGUGCGGCGCGCUGCUUCCAGGCAUUGUGAGGUCACCGCGCCGUGUGCCGCCCCCGCUAUAAAAGGCGAGUCCCGGCGGCGGGGAGGGCGCAGUGAGGGGGUGGUUGGUUGCCGAGCGGGUCGUGGCAGGAGCAGCGCAGGCUUCGGUGCGCAGCGCUACCGGCACUGGUGCUCCCUUCUUCUCCCAGCGGUAAGUGAGGAAAAAUGGCCCGUACAAAGCAGACCGCCCGCAAGUCCACCGGGGGGAAGGCUCCGCGCAAGCAGCUGGCCACGAAGGCGGCCCGAAAAAGCGCCCCCUCUACCGGCGGCGUCAAGAAGCCUCACCGCUACAGGCCGGGCACCGUCGCUCUCCGUGAGAUCCGCCGCUACCAGAAGUCGACGGAGCUGCUGAUCCGCAAACUGCCCUUCCAGCGGCUGGUCAGGGAAAUCGCCCAAGACUUCAAAACAGACUUGAGGUUCCAGAGUGCAGCCAUCGGUGCGCUGCAGGAGGCCAGCGAAGCAUAUCUGGUGGGUCUGUUUGAAGAUACAAACCUGUGUGCCAUCCAUGCCAAGAGAGUCACCAUCAUGCCCAAAGAUAUCCAGUUGGCUCGCAGGAUACGGGGGGAGAGGGCUUAAGUGAAGGCUGUUUUUAUGGUGUUUUGUAGUAAAUUCUGUAAAAUACUUUGGUUUUAAUUUGUGACUUUUUUGUAAGAAAUUGUUUAUAAUAUGUUGCAUUUGUACUUAAGUCAUUCCAUCUUUCACUCAGGAUGAAUGCUAAAAGUGACUGUUCACAUAAACCUCAGUGAUGUGAGCCUUGUUGCUCAGGAGUGACAAGUUGCUAAUAUGCAGAAGGGAUGGGUGAUCUUUCUUGCUUCUCAUGCAUGUUUCUGUAUGUUAAUGACUUGUUGGGUAGCUAAACUUGUAAGGUACUAGAAUUGAUAUAAAUGUGUACAGGGUCCUUUUGCAAUAAAACUGGUUAUGACUUGAUCCAAGUGUUUAACAAUUGGGGCUGUUAGUCUGACCAUACAUCACUGUGAUCAAAUGUGGACUUUUUCAGAGGGUGAAACUACAAGUCUUAACCACAGUGUAACUUACAGUUUCCUAAAAACGUAAACCUGGCAGCUAUAGAAUACACUAUGUGCAUUUAUAAUAGCUAUUUUAUAUAUUGUAGUGUCAACAUUUUUAAAUUAAAUGUUUUACAUUCACA